AAAAAUAUAUCUUCACCGGCGAUAUACAAGUUAUUCAUACCUAUUUUCACACAAACCCACGCAAGCACAAUAAUAUGUUUUAGUAGGAGAUACUCUCAUUGAAACGAAAUGUCGUGUUGUUGGUUAGGCAGUGAUAGCUUUGCUGGGUCCGUGUGAAAAAAGGAUAUAAUAUAAUUGUCAAAUUUAAAGGUGACUGUGGACGUUAUCCAAUCCGCAAAUGAAACUAAACUUUUUUAACAUAUGUAAAGUUUGAUAAAACAUAUGGAAUCUGAAUUGUCAGCAGAUGAAGAAAGAAAUGCACCACCGUUGCCGAUAAAAACAUAUCAAUGGGAGGAUCUGCGAAGAGCUCGUGAGGCCGGAGGUUAUCCUUGGACUCAUCUACUGAAAGUCCCUCUCGAAGGUGAAAUAACUGCAGACGAUAUAAUAAGGUCAACCACACCGAGAAGAAGUAUGUCUCGGGAGUUUUCGAAAUCUCGGACUCAUUCUCCUGAAGACCAUGACAUGCAAAAGAUUCUUAAUCUCGAUUCAUCCCCCGGAAGCAGUAGGAAACACGAUGAAGAAGGAAAAGAUGAAGGAGUUCAUAUACCAAAUUUCUCAAAAGAAAUAUCUUUAGAUUUAGAAGAUGAUACUUUGAAUCAAACCGCACCUAAACCUCCUGUACAUUUAGUAACGCCUGUAGAAGUACCGAAAAAUAUUUCGCCAAAAAGUAUACUCAAGCGUCGUGCUCCCGAACAACAAUAUAUAGGCCUUAGUGAAACACGAGAGAAAACGAAAUGUUGUCACCCAUUGGUUAAUAAAAUAAAACAUCUAGCGGAUAGAACAUUGCAUAAGUUAGAAAAAAGUGAAAAUGAAAAAUCACCAUCGUCAAAACGAAAGAAAAAUCACGAUGUUCAAGAAAUACGCCAAUUAAAAAGUUCUCCAGGCGCAGUACGUCGACAAAAAUUUAGUGCAAUAAAAUUGGGAGACUCUGAUGAAGUAAGUAAAACAAUAAGUGCAGAUACACCACCACCUAGAAAGAAAAAAGAACACAUUUACGAGGAUAUAGAUGAAUCAAAAGGGCAUGACACUGAAAAUAUUGCAACUUCCAGUCCUGACACUCAAAAUAAUUUUGUAGAAGAGCACAGUAAGGAUGAUUCUAAUGGAGAAAAAAAAUCUAAUGCGUCUUGUGAUCCGAGUUUAGUAGCUGAAGAUACUCAAUCGCUCAAAAACGAAGAACAUAUUAUGGAGAAAUUACAUAAAAAAAUGGACAUAGACAGUGAUGCAGUAUCAGAGGGCGGAAGUGAAACAGGUGAACCUAGAGUUGAAGAAGAACCACAAAAUAAAAGUAAUGUGGCUCGUCCAAAUCAAGAUUCAUAUAAUAUUACCAUAACCGAAAUUACUGACGAUGAAUCUGCAAACAAUAUGGAACAGUCUUCUACAAUACCAAUAGAAGCCUCCCCAAGCCCUAGCCCUAGAGAAAUAGAACGUAAACGCAAAGACGAGUUUCAAGACAACGAUUGGUCUAAACCGAGCAGUGAUCACGAAUAUGAAAUCAUCGAAAAGCCACCUCCAAAUAUUAUUUACACAGCACCAAGCGUAGACGAAAAACCCACAAUGGUAAAAACUGAUGAUGAAUUAUCGAGUACCACGUCGUUGGAAAGGAAAUAUUUACAACAUACGUCUGAUGAAGAAGAACCCAUAGAUGACAAAGAAAAUUAUAUUGAAGAGAAAACUGAAAAUGUCCUAAGCGCAGAGGCGUUACAAAAAGACAUCGAAGACAGAUUCUUUGUGAAUACACCAUCAACGGUAUCAAGGACGGAAUGCGAAGUUAGCACAAGCCAAGUCGAUUCCUCCGCUUUGGAAAAUUUACCAUUGAAGCGUGACAGUCGAACGAAAAAUGGAGAAAGAGUGGAUAAUAAAUUACAGCAACGUUUUAAGGAGAGCACGGGUAAAAUAAAAACGCAAGCGGGCAAAUUAAAGACAAAAAUAAACAACUUUAAAAUGCCGGAAAGACCUAAAUUUAAAAUGCCUGAAAGACCCAAAUUUUCAAUGCCUGAUAAAAGUAAAUUUAGUUUACCGGAUAGACCACGAAUGAAAAAUUUCAAUAUACGUGAGAAAUUGUCAUUAGGAGACCGAAGAAAAUUUUCAUUACCAGAAAGACCCAAAUUUAAUGUACCAGAUUUUCCUAAAUUCAGAAUGCCUGAAAGACCUAAAAUUAAUUUUCCUAGCCUUGGCAGGAAAAAGGAUCAAAAAAUGGAAAACGAUAUAACUGAAUCUAGUUCCGAUUUACAAAAUACGGCCACAGUUGAGUUUGAAGCAAAAACAUACCCAAGGCUGUUUUCGAAGAAAAAGAAAACCCCUUUACCAAAAACUUCUUCAUCGCCUACUUUAAAUAGGGAAGAUACACCUCCACCUACGUUCACCUUUACACGUGUAAAAAAAACUGGCAAUGAAUCGACUUACCAUCCAAAUGAUUCGGAGCAACCACGUGAAUAUGGUAAUAUCGAUGAAGACGACAACUUUGUUAGUGAAGAAGGAGGUGGAAAACAAUUUGAGGCUACUUAUGAUUUCGAUAAAGUUCCCGCAUAUCUUGAUGAAGAUACUGAUUUCAAAGAAGCGUCAAAUUCACCUUCUAUGUCUGCCCUAUCGCCCAUAAACCAAGAAUACACGCACAUUAACGAAAUAAAUAAUGACGAAUUUUUUGUUCGACCGAGAGGAAUAUCUCGGGAAAAUAUACAAGUAAGAGAGUACUUAAGUGACGAAAUACGACAGGCAUUUCAAACACCUAAAAAUGUACUUGUUACUAUGGGAAACGACUCAACGACGAAAGGUGACGAACAUAUGUAUGCAAAUGAUAUAGACAUUGAUAACGAUCUGAUCGAUGAUAAUGAAAACAUGAAAUAUUCAACAGAAGAUAUAAACGAAAGAGAUGACGGUUAUUAUACUUUCCCUCCUGUUCGACCUUCUAGAGCUAAACGAAAGAAAAAAGAAACUGAAUCAAUUAAGUACAUAGAUGACAGUGUGACAGCGAGUAUGCAAUUCAGCGAAGUAGAUUUAGGAAUGUCCGAAGAUCAAUUAGACAAUCAAAUGACAAAUGAAGAAAUGAUGGACGACGGUUUAGAGGAAAGUCACGAAUUCAUACAAUAUCCCUCAACUGAUUUACGUUCCAUACACGAAUAUGCAAACGAUGACCCUAUAGAAUAUUCUGAACAACCUGUUCAGGCACAAACCCUUCCAAUGCCACCAAAAAGAAAAAAGAAAUUUGGUAAACAGGACCAACAGCACUCCUCCUUGUCUGAUUUUAAAAGGAUAAGUGCAUCUGGAAAAUUAGAGGAACUCAGUGAAGACAUAAUUGUUUAUCGAACUGAACACGAAUACACGAUUCCCCUGGCUGAAACGACCACUGAUCCGAGCCCAGCGCCACCCCGUAGAACUCGAUCUAGAAGCUCACGUGAACCAUCUUUGUACGAUGAUGACCGUACAUCACGAGGCGCUGAGUCACUCACCCUUGAUACUAACCUUCCCCCAGCGGACGAUAUUUCUAUAGAGAGAGAAAGUCGCCACGAAAGUCCUGGAUACGCAACUGUGGAUAAAGGUAUUAGUCCACCAACAAAAGCUGCCAGGAGAUCAAAGAGUAAAACACCACCUGUACGACGCCGUAAAAGUAAUAGUUCUGAACGAAAGUAUUAUACAGUUGGUGGAGGUAAAAAAGUUGCACCAGAUCGCCCGCCUAGAAAGAAAUCUUCAGCUAGCCUUAUGACUUUAGACAGUUUCGCCAAAAGGUCAAUUAGCGGCGAUUUUACUCAGUAUGUUGAAAUUGAUGAACCACAAACUGAAGAUGCCCACAAAGAUUUAAAGUCUGGAGAAAUUUUGAGUAAGAUGAAGGACAGGCCAUUACCACCACCACCUCGGCCACCAAGAGAUCCAAAGAGAAAGAAAAAAUCUAUGGACGACACAGAUGAAAGUCAGGAAAUACAGACGUCCACUUUAUUAAAAACAUCAUCUCCCUACGUUUCAAGUGAAUUUCAACCUAGUAACGUAGUAGAAAUUGAAGUUUCAACUCAAACAGAUCCUUUACCUGAAGACGUCGAUUUUGAUCUGGAUGAAAAUUUAAACAUAUCCAUGUCAAGUUCGUUGAGAGAUCUUGUUAAUGAAGAUUCUAUAAUGGGUAAAAGCUCUGACAAAGCUACUGAUGGUCAUGGAACUAGACCGACUUCGAGAUCAGAAAAAUCGUUAAGAUUAUCAGAUCCAAAAAUAUCCGAUUUAUCAAAGCCAAGUGGUAUUGGCCGCACCUCACCUACUGUAAUUUUAGUUGAAAAGCGUGUUUCAAGUCCUACAAGAAUAAACGAACGCGACGAGGUAUUGACAGAAGCGUCUUUAACAGUGCAGCCCAUAGACAUCGACGAGGAACAAAUACCUGAAGUACCGCCCUUACCUAAAUCCAGAGGUCCAGCAGGAACUGUGCCUCAAGCUGCUAAAGAAAUUCCGACAACGGAUCGUGCCCUUGAACGGGUAUCUGACGUCGGUAGAGAUAUUCAGUUGGAUAACUUGGUGACGCAGCGCUUACAAGUUAGAGAUUUAGAUGUCGGUAGAUUGAACGUUUCAGAACUCCAAGCAAGUAAAAUACUUGUUUCAGACAUAGAAGGUAUGACGCUACAUGUUAACGAAUUAGAUUCAAAAUCAGGUCAUAUCUCAGUAAGUGGAAUAGAGUUUUCCCAGUCAGUAAUUGACGAAAUAGCAAAGAAAUUUGCUGAAAUAUCUACGGUAAGUGCUCCUCAAUCUACCGUCGAAUCACAACCACAAGAUGUACCAAUCUUACCAAAACCAGAAAAUAAAGAAGAGGAGACACAAACUGAAACUUCACAAACUGAGAUAAAAGAGGAAAUAAAAAUGGCUGUUGACCAUACUGAACCUUUAUCACAACAAGCCCCACCGACUCAUAGCCCAACACCUAUGGUAGAAGAAAGCAUUCCACCCCUAAGACCUCCUCCACCUGAUUUAACGCCACUUCUAUACUCGUACUUGCAAGAUAUUGCCUCUCCACCGCCGUCCCUUUACUUCCCCCCAAGAGUUAGAGAGCCCUCAUUUUCUGAACUACAGGAACCUCAUCAUUCAACACCAGCACCACCAGUACGCAGAGCAAAAAGAAAGCCAGCUGCGGCCCACAGUGAAUCCAGUUCAGACGACGGGAGACCGCGGCCUUCGCCUCGGCGAAUGCCUGUCCCGGUCAGAACUCCCGAGCCAACCAUAAAAGAGGCCGGCGCUCAAUUCAUUCGAGUUUGUCACAAUUCAAUAAGUAGAGCAGUAAGGAAUGUAUUUAACUCUUUCAUGUCCUACGUAAGUGGUGUACAAGACAAGAGAGAUGUUCAAAUGGCAAUGGUAAUUUGUCUAGUACUAGUUGCUGGCUUAAUCAUGUUCGGUUUAAGCGAUAGUAGAACGGUACACCAUCAUCAUUGGGAAUUUUUCAAUCCUCCCGAUAUACCACAGUAAAUGUCAUAUUCUUGUUACCCUGGAUUUUUUGUAAAGAUUGGUUAUUUUCAAAUUAUAAAACAAAAGUAAAGAAGCAUUUCAGCAAAACCAAACUUUCCAGUAUGACUUAAUUUGUAGUUUAAUGAAAUCGUAGAUAUAAGUAUCUGUCUUUAUUUAUUUUGAAUUUCUAUGUAAGGAUGGUUGUGUAUAACUGUACUAGAGUCGUGGUUUUUAUUUAAAUCGAUCAGGAUUGUUUAAUUAUUGGCGAUUUUAAUGUUUUGGCGCACAAUUUAGAUGCACCGUUCCCAUUUAAUUCACGACACAAUAGCCUCAAACUCUAAGCUAACAUGAAUUGACUAUUGUACGAAAAACCAAAAUCUUGUAGGAAAUGUCUAUAAUUUGUCAUAUGUUGUAAUUAUUGUGUUAAAUUAAUAUUGUGUUUAUCAAAUGGUUAUUACGCUAUUGAGUGUCCCGAGUCGUCGUUGUAAUCCUAUCAAAUCAAAAUUUACAAUCGGCUAAGCGAAGAUAAGUUGAAAAAUUUAUGCCAUAAACGACAAAACGAAGAACCUAUUCGAAAAUUUAAAUAUUGAUAUAAUUUUAUAAUUUUUUGCCAUUUUUGUAGAUGAUAAAGUAAAACUAAUGUUAACUAGUUGUAAUAAUAUCAAAUUAUUUAUUAACCGCACAAUAUUCAUGUAGGUGUGGUCCAAUGUUAUGCAUUUUGUAAAUUUUGUUUUGUUGUGUAAACUCUAAUAAAGGUUGUUAACAUGA
This is a messenger RNA of Zerene cesonia (dogface butterfly), 6216 nucleotides long. RefSeq lists its product as uncharacterized. The transcript is spliced from 3 exons. The record is from RefSeq and is a predicted model, not a curated record. Bases 262 to 5469 code for a protein of 1735 amino acids. Lineage: Eukaryota; Metazoa; Arthropoda; Insecta; Lepidoptera; Pieridae.